UAAUUACUGGCUCGUGUGUUCAAUAGUUGACGUUUCACGACCAUUCGUCACUUUAAGCCCGCAAUAGACGUGCACGCGACCUGCAAUAUUUCCGUCUGAACUCAAUUCAUGGGUUUAACUUGUUCACAAAUCUAGACUUUAUUGUAUAGUACCAUAUUAAUUGACUCGGCAUUAAUCUCUUACCCGCGUUACUCAGUUGUUUUAUUAGAAACAAAGUGAGCAAAGCACUUCAUUUAAGCUCCGGUCUAACCAUGGUGCGCUACGGCGGCGGGGACACGGGACUGAAAGCAAAGGAAUCCGUGAACGAGAACCAUUGGUUUGAAAAACCACCGAAAAGGGGAUUCCUAGCUAGCAAAUUCGUUGAGUUUUGCAACAGAACAGAUUUGCACGGUUACAAGUAUAUUGUUAUGGAGGAUAUUAAUAUGCCGGAGAGAAGCCUGUGGGCGCUGGCGGUGGUUUUGAGCGUCGGCGUUGCGGCUUACUUCGUCGUCACCGCCUACCGUUGGUACGCUCGGAAUCCUAUCGUCACGGUGAUCGAGAGCACUCACGGUCCCGUCUGGGACGUGCCAUUUCCAGCUGUCACUAUUUGUGAUUUGAAUACCAUUUCUCGGAGAGCGGCAAAGGAGUUCGCCGCAAAUGUGACCCUCCCUCCGAACAUCACCCCGGAGAAUGUGUUCGAGUACCUUCGCUGGGCUCCCCUCCUUCAUUCCUCGUUCCAAGCCAAUGAGACACAAAAAUGGAUGUUGAGCAAGCUACAAGAUGUGCUAGAUCUCAAUAAAAUUACAACGGAAACACUUUUUGCAAGUAUGUCGCCAGUGUCCUCUUGUGGCCAGUUGGUACAGCGCUGCAUGUGGAAGAACACCGUGUACCGCUGCGAGAUGCUCUUCCAGCAGGUGUUCACGCAGCUCAACCUGUGCUGCGCGUUCAACUACUUUGCGGUCAACGUCUCUCUCAACACAUUGCAUGCGACCAACGAGUUAGGCAAGCAGGUGGCGCCACGCCGCGUGGCCUCAUGUGGCUACCAGACCGCGCUCACCGUGCUCAUCAACACCGCGCCUGACGACUACUACAGCUCUGCGGUGGCCUCGCAGGGCGCGCUGGUGUUGAUAGACGACUCGUACAACUUGCCGGACCUGGACUCGCAGGCGCGCAUGGUGAACCCGUCCACGGAGGUGCUGAUAUCGUUGUCGCCCGAACGCACAUAUGCCACGCCUGGCAUCAAGUCCUUCAUACCGGAACAGCGGCAGUGCUACUACAACGACGAGCGUCAAAUAAGCCAGUUCCGCCACUACUCUUACCAUAAUUGUAUGGCUUUCAAGAAGGUGCAGUACAUUAAGAAAACGUGUGAUUGUUUGCCAUUCUACUUUCCAACUACAGAUGAUCAUCGAAAAUGUAAUUUUAAGGACUUGGACUGCUUAGAAAAAAUAGGAUCAACAAACGAAAGCGAGCCCGAGCCAGACGACGUUAUGCAGUGCUUGCCAGAGUGCGAGCAUUACGACUACCCGUUGGAAGUGGCCCUGGGCAUGCUGGCAAAGCAAUCCAAACUGAAUGGGAUCGCAUUCUUUAACGACGUCAAUUUGGACAACCGUUCGCUGCUGAAUGUGUUCUUCAACGACUUGGUCUCGACCAGAUACCGCCGUGAUGUUUAUUUAAACUGGCAAAACAUUCUUGCUUCGUUCGGCGGCCUACUCAGUCUGAUGCUCGGCUUCACACUAAUAUCCGGUUUUGAUCUUAUUAUAUUCUUCACCUUCAGAAUAGCUUAUGAUGCAUUGAAAACAAUUUCCUCCAAUGAAAGCCAGAAACAAGACUACACUAGCAAACGAGGGGAGCCCUCUUUCGCCACGAAAGAGUUAUAUGUUGGAAAACCAUUGGAAUGGGAAACGGAAAGGCGCUACGGAAAUGUAAAGUACUGAAAAAGAAAGUACCUACGUCAAUUUUUCUGAAAAAUCUGUAUCUGUUCUGUACUGUGCUUAGUAUUAACUAAUAAAUAAUGGUACAAUGCCUCAGGGGCCUAUUUUAGAUUUAAGCUAGUUAUUAAUUUCGUUUAGUUGUACCACUGUAUAUAUAUUGUAUGUAAAUAAAUGCUUUAAAAAAAAAUUAUUUAAAAUAAAAAAAAAAUCAAUUUCUCUCAUUGUACUUAUAAGGUAUUAUUAAAUAUCGGACACGGACAAAUUGCCAAAAAUAUGUACACACUACCUAAACUACCUUGAUGUAUGGGCAAUACCGUCGUGUAGAUAUACAUAUUUCUGGUACUAUAUCUGUGUUGAUAUGUUUAGCAUCUCCCAGUCUCCUGAAAUAAAUCAAAAUACAGUUAUAGAUUGUAAAUUACAUAAAUGUGAAGUUCGUUCGAUAGAAAAUCUAAUUGGAAUUAUCUGGGCCGAAAUACUAUCAGGUCUCAUCUCAUCUUAAAAUAAUAAAAUUUUAUGUAGGUAUUCCGGAUUUAGAUCAAAAUGGUGUUUUGUAAACAUCUCUCAUAAUCAUAAUUGCGUUCACGUUGGUAAUACUUCAUGGCAUAGCAAAGGAAAAAAGCAUUUGCAAAAGAAAUGCUCAUUGUUGCCAGGUUUGGUCAGACAACGCCCAUGGGUUACCAAAUUUUGAAUGUCGAUGUACCGGACGCUGCUUCUUAUAUAAUAACGAACGUUGAUGGUAUAAAAUUACGGCACACAUAGUCUCACGGUACUUACGGACGUUCACUCCUAAUAAUGUAUGACUGCUUUAUUUACUAGGUACGCGUUUAUUAUUAGCGGUAUCAUAGUGCAUAAUAAAUUGAAAUAAAAUUAUUAAAACAACCUUUAAUAGAAAAAAAAAACAAUGUUACACCAUAAGAAUUGUGUCAAAGUAUGUAAGCCUUAAAUUACUUUACGAUAUUGAACCGUCCUCGCCAUCGAUACAUUAUUUACUUAACGAAACGUCAAAAUGACUACAAAAGGACACACUAUUAUUAUCAUGCCGCGAUCAGAAAGGGAUUAGAAAUGACAGAUUUCCAUACACUUACGUCUAAAUCAAUAUGGAUUGACAGCUAUCUCAAUCCCUUUUUAAUUGCGAUUCAGUAUACUAACGGUUUGUUAGUUUUGACAAACGUUUACGAAUAGAUACUCUAACAUGUGUGCGUCUGCGUUGGUAUAUGAUGAUGUGUCGAAAACAAAGAAUAUAAUACUCACUAGGAGAAGAACGAUAACUCCAUACAAAAAAAUGUCCCCAAACGUUUAUACAUUUAUACUAGUAGCGCCUUCGUUGUGUACCAAACACUAAAGUUGACAACCGGUUUAGCCUGGCCGGUAUUGGUAUUAUAGGUAUAUAGUAAUUCUGUUAAUAAACAUAUUUGUUAUCUUCAUAUCACGAAAUAUAUGAAAGAUGCAAAUAAACCCUUGUUUGUGGUAUUAUCAAUUGAUAAUUAUAGUUUUGUCACGAAUAAAAACAUUCUAUUCUAUUCUAUUUAAAUAAAAGGCAUGUUUAUAUUUAUAAUAUUGUAUUAUUUAUUAAAAAAAUGUUUUACUUAUAGAAAUAUACACUGAAAACUGGCAACUGGCAACUUAAUAAAAAAUAGACAUUAAUAAAGCGCAUUCACAAAAUUUUCAGUA
This is a messenger RNA of Cydia fagiglandana, 3581 nucleotides long. Its product is annotated as sodium channel protein Nach-like. The record is from RefSeq and is a predicted model, not a curated record. The transcript has 12 exons. Gene Ontology annotation, molecular function: ligand-gated sodium channel activity. Lineage: Eukaryota; Metazoa; Arthropoda; Insecta; Lepidoptera; Tortricidae. Gene Ontology annotation, biological process: sodium ion transmembrane transport. Bases 252 to 1913 code for a protein of 553 amino acids. Gene Ontology annotation, cellular component: plasma membrane.